Messenger RNA from Iphiclides podalirius (scarce swallowtail), 579 nucleotides. The record is from the annotation of a GenBank genome assembly. Lineage: Eukaryota; Metazoa; Arthropoda; Insecta; Lepidoptera; Papilionidae.
AUGGCAAUACUAUGCACCGUUGGACAGAGGAGUCCACGAUAUUCUUCUCCCGAAGCCACAGCGGCGUCGCUUCAUCGGAAAAUACGGGAAACAAUAUCAUUCAUUGAGAAGUCACAAAAGGACCAAGUUGAUUUGGGCAAAAGAAUUGACAAACUUCGUUGUCAGGUGCAGCUAGAAAGAAUAAAUCGUGACGCCCUACUGGCCCAAAUCGACGCCAGCAAAAAAGAGCUAGAGGAACUGAAGAGACAAUCGGAUGAAGGAAUUUCCAAUGUUUGGAAUCUUCGGUCAUCCGUUUGCAACGCGAUACAGAGCGUAUCUGACGAAUAUGAUAUUUGGCCACUUCUGAUGAAACCGAUACCCGUAGAACCAUUACCCCAAAUAAAACAUAUGGGUGUUAAAGACCCAGUAUUGCAAGACGAUGACAGGUUGAGAGAAGCUCUUAAGAGACGAGAGAAUGCGAUUUUAGAAAGAGACCGCCUUCUCAAAGAACCCGAUACUAGCGAAGAAUUUAUUCGAAUAAAAAACGCCGUUAAAUAUUCUGUGGAAAAAGUGGCCAAGUUUCACAAUGAUAAUACCGUU